Staurois parvus is the source of this 960-nucleotide messenger RNA. Lineage: Eukaryota; Metazoa; Chordata; Amphibia; Anura; Ranidae. The record is from the annotation of a GenBank genome assembly.
AUGUUAAAUCAGAGAAUCCGCCCGGGCUUGCUUGUCCUCCUCACCCUCUGCCUCUGUCAUUACAUGGAAGAUCACAUCGUGCACGCUGGGAACUGCUGGCUUCAGCAAUCCAAGAACGGCCGCUGCCAGGUCCUCUACAGGACGGAUCUGACCAAGGAAGAGUGCUGCAAGACUGGGAGGCUGGGCACCUCGUGGACAGAGGAAGAUGUACCCAACAGUACCCUCUUCAAAUGGAUGAUCUUCAAUGGAGGGGCGCCACACUGCAUCCCCUGCAAAGAGACGUGUGAGAAUGUGGACUGUGGUCCUGGAAAGAAGUGCAAGAUGAACAAGAAGAACAAGCCGCGCUGUGUGUGCGCCCCAGACUGCUCCAACAUCACCUGGAAGGGUCCUGUCUGUGGCCUGGAUGGCAAGACCUACAAGGACGAGUGCGCCUUACUCAAGGCCAAAUGUAAAGGAGUGCCCGAAUUGGAUGUGCAAUACCAAGGCAAAUGUAAAAAGACCUGCAGAGACGUGUUAUGUCCUGGGACGUCCACCUGCGUGGUGGAUCAAACCAAUAAUGCAUAUUGUGUGACUUGUCACCUCAACUGCCCGGAACCCACCUCGGCUGACCAGUACCUGUGUGGCAAUGAUGGCAUAACCUAUGCCAGUGCAUGUCACUUGAGGAAGGCCACCUGCCUGCUAGGCAGAUCUAUUGGGUUGGCGUAUGAGGGAAAAUGCAUCAAGGCCAAGUCAUGUGAAGACAUCCAGUGCAGCGUGGGCAAGAAAUGUCUAUGGGACAGUAGAGUGGGGAGAGGACGCUGCGCCACGUGUGACGAUAUCUGUCCAAACAGCAAGUCUGAUGAAGCGGUUUGUGCCAGUGAUAACACCACCUACCCAAGCGAGUGCGCCAUGAAACAGGCAGCCUGCUCCUUGGGGAUACUUUUGGAAGUCAAACACAGCGGAUCUUGCAACUGUAAGUGA